Molecule: messenger RNA, 5547 nt
Organism: Mizuhopecten yessoensis (Yesso scallop)
Lineage: Eukaryota; Metazoa; Mollusca; Bivalvia; Pectinida; Pectinidae
Product: symplekin-like
Exons: 33
Coding region: 143-4129 (1328 amino acids)
Cellular component (GO): mRNA cleavage and polyadenylation specificity factor complex
Source: RefSeq, a predicted model, not a curated record
CAUAAUUUAAACACUAAACACAGACUUCCUGUUAAUUUACGAGCCGCCAUGUGAAUUUGUAGUGCAAAAUCGUUGCAUCUUGCCUACUUAUGGCAAACUCUUCAACUAUUUGUCGUAGAUAAUUAAUUGACAUAGUAAUACAAUGGCUGGUGAACAUCGUAGAUCGACGGUGGCGCAGUUCUUCGAGGAGGAAGAUGAUGCGGCACUGGAAAGCACCUCCACAUAUGACCGGGUUGUUGAUCUCAUCAACAAGGCUUCCUUGAUGCAGAAAGAUGCCCAAAAAAUCAACAAUCUGAAACAGGUGCAAGAGCUGAUUAUUCACAAGGAGCCAAAUUUAUUGGAUAACUUUUUAGAUGAAAUGCUGGCCUUUCAGAGUGAUAGAACAGUUGAUGUGAGAAAAUUUGUGAUCAGCUUCAUGGAGGAAGCAUGCAAGAAGGACAUGGAGUUGCUGCCAAAGAUACUUCCCUGUCUGCAGCUGUUGUUGGAGGACGAGAAUGUCAACAUCCAGAAGAAGGUCAUCCUCAUCAUGUCUCAGGUCUACAAAUGUGUCCUCCAGUGGAUGUGCAGUGCCAAAGGGGUUAAUGAUGAGAAAAUGUAUGUGUGGGAGAUGGUUAAGAGCAUGAAGAUUAAACUACUGGAGAUGGCUGAUUCAGAAAAUGAUGGAGUGAGGACUCAUGUGGUGAAAUUCUUAGAAGGCAUGGUGAUGAUAUUGUCCCAUUCAACAUCUGAGUCUGAGUUUCCAAAGAACUUCAAACCAGAGAGUGAUAUUAACCUCAGCAUUGUCCCAGAGGACAGUGACAACAAAUACCUCAAGCUCAAACGCCUCGAGGAUGAAGGCAAAAACAUUUUUGAGACCAUGUUACACUUCCAAGCUUCUCCACACAUAUCCAGUAUCAACUUAAUGACGGUUAUGGGCAGUAUAACAGCCAUAGCUAAACAGAGGCCGGCAUUUUUUGGCAAAGUCGUUCAGGCGUUUGAAUCUCUUCAAGUAAAUUUGCCGCCGACACUGGCCAAGUCCCAAGUAAGCAGUGUGAGAAAGAACCUGAAGAUGCACAUGUUGUCGUUGCUGAGACAUCGCUGUUCCGCAGACUACAUGACACAGAUCACAACCCUUCUGACAGAUCUGGGCGCCACAAACUCCGAGGUGAUGAAAGCCAUGCCAAAAAUAGAUGAAAGUAAAAAGAGAAAAGCUGAGGAGUCCACACAAGUGGCAAAGAAAGCCAAAAUUGAGGAGGUGGAGUUAGAUGACGAUGAUGCCGGUAUGACACCGUUUGUGGACAGAACGACAACCAAGUCUGCUCCAACAGUCAAACAGCAGUCCACAGCCGUUGACAUCACGUCUGAGGAUCUGGAGUCCAGGCUCAACGCACAGAAUGUGGCUGAUCUUGUUCUGAUCAGCAUGGUGAUGUUGCCGGACACAAUGCCAGCCCAUUUCCAGUCGACCUACACUCCUAUAGCUGCUGCCGGGACAGAGGGUCAGAUCAAACACAUAGCCAGACUCCUGUCCACCCAACUAACUACUGCAGGCAUGGGCAAGGGUGUGGCUGAAACACAGGCACAGUCUGAAGAGAAUGAGGGAGCUGGUGGCGAAUCGCCAGCCUAUCAGCCAUCCUCUCCCAAACAGCUUAUCCAGACUGUUGUGGGAGGGCUAACAGACGAUUUACCAGCACUACCCAGCUCGAGUAAAGCGCAGUCAAUGCAGCCGCCUGCACCUGUCCGCCGAGGGAUCAAACAGUUCAAGUUAAGUAGUGUGACCCAGGAACUCAAUCGGGACGACCUUGACCAAAUGACCAUCAGUGCUGUAGGCAGGAUCCUCAACGCAGAAAAGAGUGCUACACAGGGCAAUGUACUACCAGCCAGGACCAAGCUGUUAGCCGGGCUUACGUCGCAGUUUGGUGGCGAACUCAGAGACCUCCUGGAGGAGUACAUCUUUGAGGACCUGCGGUCAAGGUUUGACCUAGCGUUUGCCUGGCUUUACCAGGAGUAUGCCAAUUGUAUGGGAUUCUGUGCCCCGCUGAUGAAGCUGGAAAAACCAUCGCUGGCAAGCUACGACGAGUGUCUCACACGACUCCUGGCUGGUCUCCUGGGUCGAGUGGACCUCAAGGAAGGAUUUUUCCAGCGAGUGCUGAUAGAAGCUCCUGCUGUGACUGACAAUGCUAUUCUGAUUCUGAAGAAAUACUGCUUAGAUGAGAACCGUGUGGUGGCAGGCAUGAGCACUCUGAAGGAACUGAUCCUGACUCGACCAGUUCACCGGCACCGCUUUCUCAACGUCAUGCUGGAGUCAUGUUCACAUGACAAACCAGAGGUUCGAUCAACAGCUAUCCGGUUCACAAAGAAGCUGUAUGAGAAACCACAGAUCGCCCCACAUAUAGAGGAAUAUGCCUCUAAAAUGCUGAAAUAUUUACUAUUGCCAAAACCUCCAAGCGAGAUGUUUCCGCGAUCUAGAUCAGGUGAUCUGCCACAGUCCUGGAUUGAGGACAUCAUUAAGAUGUGUCUGUACCUGUACCUAGGUCUGCUGCCUAGCAACCAUAAGUUGAUCCAGGAGUUAGCUGUUGUGUAUACAUCUGCCACAGCUGACAUUAAGAGGACAAUUCUUCGUGUGCUAGAAAACCCGGUGAAGGGUAUGGGGAUGCAGUCCCCAGAACUCCUAUUGCUGGUUGAGAACUGUCCGAAGGGGGCGGAGACCCUGGUGACCAGGGUCAUUCACAUCCUCACAGACAAAGCUGCCCCGUCACAGGAGCUUGUAGAAAGGGUACGAGACCUGUACCACAAACGUGUGCCUGAUGUCCGCUUCCUCAUUCCAGUACUGACAGGGCUGCACAAGAGAGAAGUAAUACUGGCCCUGCCCAAGCUCAUUAAACUGAACCCAGUGGUGGUGAAGGAAGUGUUCAACAGACUUCUGGGAGGCCAUGGUGAAACCAGCUUCUCGUCGCCCCUCACACCGGCCGAGCUGUUGAUCUCCCUCCACAAUAUUGACCCCAAUAAGUGUGACAUGAAGACCAUCAUCAAAGCCACUAACCUGUGUUUCUCUGAGAAGAACGUAUACACACAGGAGGCUCUGGCAGUGGUGAUGAAGUCCCUGAUGGAACAGGCGCCCCUCCCCACACUCUUCAUGAGGACAGUGCUGCAGUCCCUGUCCAUGUAUCCCCGUCUCCUUGGCUUUGUACUCAACAUUCUACAGAGACUGAUUACCAAACAGGUGUGGAAACAGAAACGUGUGUGGGAAGGCUUCAUCAAGUGUUGUCAGAGGACAAAGCCCCAGUCGUUCCAGGUCCUGCUACAGCUGCCGUCCCUCCAGUUAAAGAGUGUGUUCGAGAGCUGUCCUGAGCUACGGGAACCUCUGCUCAACCAUGUCAAGUCCUUCACAGAACACCAGAUUACACAUAUACCCAAGGCAAUCAUGGCUGUCCUGGAGAAGGACCCUCUAGAGGAACAACAGAAACAGGCACAGAAGGAAAACAUGGAGGCUGAGGCCAGGAGAAUCGCUGAGGCCAAAAGUAUCACAGGUCCGCCUGAGGUCUUGGUACAGGUCAGACAGGAGCCGAUGGAAACGCAGGUUAUACAGACAGUGGGUACAGUGUCACAUGAGCAGCAGGCUGCAGAAAAGGCCAAACAGGAAGCUGAAAGAAGGAAGGCAGAGCAAGCUAAACAGGAGGCAGAGGAGAGAGAAAGGGAGGAACGGGCUAAGAAGGCUGCGAAGGAGAAAGCUGAGGCAGAGGAGAAGGCAAGAAUUGAGGCAGAACAGAAGGCAGAGAGGCAACGGCUGGAAGCAGUGAGAGCUGCGGAAGCCGAGAAGAUGGUUGCCAGAGCCUUGGCUGAAGAAGAGAUGAUUGACGAGGACCCAGAUUCGCCUGAAAACGCCCUGGCCAUUGCGGAGGACGAACCCAUGGAUGUGUCUCAGACGUCGGAGUCGGCUGAGCAGUCGCAGGAUACGGAGGAGGAGGAAAAAGCUGCUGAGGAAAUAGAGGAAGGGGAGGCAGUGGAUGAGGAGGAGGAGGAGGAAGAGGAGGUCAAGGUCACCAAGCCAAGAACUGCUCGCCGUGGAAGAGUAAAAGCAUCAUCCUCACGGUCGUCGGCGGCCAAGUCAGCCCCACCACCAACCAGGAAAAGUUCUAGGACAAAGAGAUAAACAAGGAGAAUGUUUUUGGUUAGGUUACAUUGUGAAGUGAGUGAGAAAAGUACUCUGAAAGUGACCUUUAAUAUUAGUUCAAAGAAAGGAAUGAAGCCCCAUAAAAUCUUCCUUCCGCACAGCAUAGACUUCUAACAUUGACUUUGGAAGGCAAGGAAAUAGCUCAUCUCCAAGAAAAAGUAGAAUACUGACAUUUUCUGAAAGACAUGAUUUUGAAAGUCCUAAAAUAUCCACGUGGAAAUAUUGGAUGAAGGUGUUUUAUGAUAAACAGAGGAUGAAAGUACAAAACCUUUCAAGGAUAUACAGUAACCGAUGAUUCCACAUUUAUCAAAGUGUUGUGUUAUUGAUAUCAUAAUUCUGCCUAAAUCUUGCAUUGAUUGAGAUUCACCUGAACAGUUUUGUGUUUUUUUAGGUCACCUGAGACUUGUUUCAGUUCUCAUUAAUCAUCUGCUCAGAAAAUAUAGAAGAGGUGUAUGUUGCAUCGUACGUGUCAAAUUUAGUUUCAAAUAUUUUUCAGAAUUUAAUUAUUGUUUUUGAAAAUGAGUGUAUUUUGUUUUACGUUUGAAGUAGAUGAGAUUAUAGAAGAUAUUCCAGUAUAGAGUGAAUUUUAAGCUAUGAUUUGGAUUGGGAACUUCCUUAUCAAAUCAAUAUUUUCCCAGUGUUCUUUGAAAUGUCUCAUUUUGUCCUCUUGAAUAUUCAGCGUAAAGUAAAUUUAAUCAGAGUACAUGACAUAUUGUACAACAACAACAACAAAAACAACAACAAGAAAAAGAGAAAAAAAUAGAACUCUAGCUGUAAACAUUGGUACUCAUAGGAUUUGUUUUCAAGUUUCAGAGUUGAUGCAUCUUAAAGGGAAAACAGUUUAACAAUGAAAAGAAUUAAUCAGUUUUAGUCAAGAUAAUGGCAGAUGAGGGGUAGUAUUCAAAAUUGACUGAAAGAACCUAUCAUGAAAUUUCUUACCUUGUCAGUAUUGAUAUUGAUAUUGGUUUAGUGAUUAACGUUAUUUGAGGGUAACAAAACAUAUCCUUGUUAAUUAACGGAGGUGUUGUCUGAAGUUAGCCAGUGAAAUAUUCAAGUUGUGCUGCAAGUCAUAAAUGCAUUUCUAGCGAUUAACCCAGUGUGUUUAUAAUGUACAUGGAUUAUGGCUUCAAAUGUAGCCAUGACCCUCAGGUUUUAACAUACAAAUCAAGGUGGAGUUACUCUCAAGUGUGAUCUUUAUAUCAUUAUAGUCGAAUCACCAUUUUCAUCAUAAACUUCAUUGCUUGGUCUGUGUACAUGUUUCAUGAGAGGAGAUAUUUUUAUGUGCUGUUGAUCCGAAACAUUGAUGAUCUGUUUUGUAUACUUGUAAAGUGCUGUUGGCAUGUAUGUGAGAAGAUCACAUCGAGAUGUUGUCAAUAAACGUUUCCAUUGUAAACUCU